AUGGCCAAACCGCCAUUCGCCGCUCAGAUUGCCCUGCAGUAUACGCCGCAGCAAGAAACAAACGAAGGAGUAGAGGAUGUUUGGUCUGGCCUGUCUAACGAGGCUGAGCGAAGAAAGGCACAAAAUCGAGUUUAUCAGAGAGCUUGGCGGAGAAGAAAGAAGCUUCAGCAAUCACAGUUUCGCGUAGUUAAAUAUGCAACUGUUGAGUCGAACAGUACUUCCGCGCAAAAGCUUGCACCCUCGGAGACUAGCUCGUUCAGCUCUAGUGGCUCAUCAGAGGGUAGCUCGCUGAUGUUAAGAGCUAAAGAUCAUCAUUUCUCCCAUUCACACUCAGAUGUAACUCAGUGGCAAGAGGCUGAUCUGCUUGAAGCCUUCAAUUCAGCUGCAGGUCUUUCUCAAAUCAAAACUCGCGAGCGUUCUCGAACAGCUGUUGCAUGCGCACAAGGCAAUCUGGGUGAUUCUGUGAUUAUAGAGUGGUUGCAAAAAUGGCCACCAAGCAAUUAUACGAUUGGAUCUCCGAGGAGCGACAAACUGCUAGUUCUCGUCAAAGUCAAUGUGUUCCGAGCUCUCAUCAGCAAUUCCAUGACUCUGAAUCCUAUCUGA
Messenger RNA from Botrytis fragariae, 603 nucleotides. RefSeq lists its product as uncharacterized. NCBI's taxonomy places the organism in Eukaryota, Fungi, Ascomycota, Leotiomycetes, Helotiales, Sclerotiniaceae. Bases 1 to 603 code for a protein of 200 amino acids. The transcript is spliced from 2 exons. The record is from RefSeq and is a predicted model, not a curated record.